Messenger RNA from Electrophorus electricus (electric eel), 823 nucleotides. RefSeq names its product NEDD8 ubiquitin like modifier (gene nedd8). Gene Ontology annotation, molecular function: protein binding. The record is from RefSeq and is a predicted model, not a curated record. NCBI's taxonomy places the organism in Eukaryota, Metazoa, Chordata, Actinopteri, Gymnotiformes, Gymnotidae.
GAGUUGCUCAGGAAGUUCAGUUGAAUUUGUGUACGACAGUAAUCGUGGUUUCUACUUAUUGACAGCUAACUAAAGGAAUUGUGGUUUCCCUGUUAGCUGUAUUGGUUUAUUUAGCAUUCAUCAACUGUGUGUAAUUCUAUAACACAAACUACAAUGCUGAUCAAAGUUAAGACGCUUACUGGCAAAGAAAUAGAAAUUGACAUUGAACCAACAGACAAGGUGGAGAGAAUAAAAGAAAGAGUUGAGGAGAAAGAGGGUAUUCCACCUCAGCAACAAAGACUCAUCUACAGUGGGAAACAGAUGAAUGAUGAGAAAACAGCAGCAGACUACAAAAUUCAGGGUGGCUCUGUGUUGCAUCUGGUGCUUGCGCUAAGAGGGGGGCAAGAGUCCCAACAUUCCAGCAACCAUCCGCAGGCCUUCUAAUCAACAGACCUGCUUCCAGCGCCCUAGACAUGUAGGCCUCCGCAGCACAUGCUGCAGUUCCCCAACCAAUCUCAUUCAAACUCCACGGGGCCUCGCAGUUGCUGGCUGUUGCUGGACGAAGAAGUCUUUCUGUUUUUGUAGCAUUUUGCAGCAUCUUCCUGUCCACACCCGUUUCCCUCUAAUUUAUCCUUUGUAGAGAAAUGUCACAUUCGGUUUAAGUUUACAAAAAAAAUGUUGCUGAGAAAUCAUUGUGAAGGUGAAGUUGAUGCGAUAGAAUUAUUUGCUGAAUAAAACACCAUAAUGACAUUUUCACUCCUUUUUGGAUGUUUAGUGUUUCAUCGUGUAACAGUAACCAAACGUAUGUCCAUAAAGUUAUAAUAAAAUACAAAGGAUGACUGAA